UACCGAACAAACAUUGUUGUUGUUUGAGUUAUUUCAGUGUUUUUAGUUAUUUAAAGUAAAAGUUUUCAAUUAAAAUGUGAAAUAUAAACAACCAAUUCGACAUACACUUAAAACCUACUUCACAGGAAUUCUUCUGUAUCUCAGUUUUUAUUAUAUGAUGCGAACUUUGUCGAUGUAUGAACACUUUGAAAAGUUAUCGAAUGUUUACUUCAGUUACUACAACUAGUGUAGUAAAUGUUAAUUCAUUGAAAUAAAUAAGUUUAUUACCCGUUUGUGCGUAAAACAGUCUACAACAUGUUCAUUUAUAUGAGUAAAAAGAUUGCCAUUCCCAAGCAGUCAAAUGUUACUUGUAUAUCAUGGAAUCAUUCCUCAGGCUAUAUUGCAGUGGGUGGGGAAGAAGGAAUGUUAAAAGUUUUAAAAUUGGAGUCUGGUGGUGGAGGAAAUCUGUCUAUGAACUUGAGUCUGGAAGGGCACACGGGUCAAUUGCGAGUGGCUAUUUGGAAUGAGGUGUACCAGAAACUGACCACAAGUGAUGAACAUGGAGUCAUCAUUGUCUGGAUGUUGUAUAAGGGUUCCUGGUAUGAAGAAAUGAUAAACAAUAGAAAUAAAUCUACUGUCUCAAGUAUGGCUUGGGGCUCAGAUGGGCAGAAGAUAUGCAUUGCCUAUGAGGAUGGUGCUGUCAUUGUUGGAUCUGUGGAUGGGUCCAGGGUAUGGGGUAAAGACAUAAAAGGGCCCGGGCUUACUGCUGUGCAAUGGUCUCCAGACAACACUCAGUUGCUGUUUGCUCUAGUUGGUGGAGAGCUGCAGUUGUAUGACGACCAAGGAAAUUUAACAAUGCCAGUUGCCAUAAAUGGUGUGACAGCAUCAAUGGAGGUGGUCGCGAUGGAUUGGUACGCCGGCAAGGCGCCGCCCAACCGGCCAGUGUUGAUGAUAUGUUACAAAACUGGAAUUAUAUUGCUGAUGAAAAAUUGCGUGGAAGAAGAUAGCAUAGUAGUUGAAACCAACAUGAUGGCCAUUGACUGCCAUUGGAACCACAAUGGAACUGUGUUAGCGGCCGCCGGGUGCACAUCAGACCAGACGAAUGUGGUACAAUUCUUCAGUGCCUAUGGGGAGCACAUUCGAACAUUACGAGUCCCCGGCGGAGCGAUGCGCUCGCUAUCCUGGGAGAAGCGGUCCCUGCGUCUCGCCAUCGCCAUCGACUCGUUCAUCUACUUCGCCAACGUGAAGCCCGACCACAAGUACGCGUUCUACGGGAACACGCUGGCGUACGUGUCAGGCACGGAAACGGUUACAUUCUGGGAUACAGUUACGUUACAGUCAUGGGUGAACCAUAUUCCGGACGUAAUAGACAUGUGUGGCACGGAUGAGUAUUGUGUUAUUGCCACACUCAAUAUGCUAAUUAUCUCCAAUCAGCAAGGUAUCCAAUGUGAUGCUAAGGUUGUAAGUAUACCCAUGGUGUACGUGGCUAUCAACAGUAAAGCGACGGUAGUUGCUGCGUCGAAAGAAUCAUUUCUGGUCUGGAAGUUCUCUACGCCGUCCAGACCAAGAAGCACAGAACAUUUAUUUCGCGCCGACGGGACGCCGGUUACAACAGGAGACGUCAGUUACCAAGACGAUACCAUUUGCUGUAUAACUUGCUCAGAUAGCCAUCUGCUGGUCGGUAGAGAUUCUGGCACGAUUCUGUUCUUCUCACUUGUGAAUUUCAAGAAGAUUACUUCGAUAAAUAUGAACUCCAGACCGUACAAAUUGGGACUUAAUUCUAAUUCCAGCAAAUUCUACGUAAUCGACCAGCCGGGUUCAUUAUACCUCCUCGACACUGACAUGGCCAACAACAUCAGCGUGGGGCAGGCGCUACGCAAGGACGUGUGGAGCGCGCUGUGGGCGAGUGACAACCCACAGAUGCUGGCCGUGGCUGAAAAGGCGCGCCUUUAUGUCAUGCGCGACACGGAGCCCGAGGAGCCGCUCGCGAUGCAGGGCUAUCUGUGCACAUUCAAGGAGCUGGAGAUCACAACAGCGCUACUAGACGGGAUCACGGACAAGUGCACGCCGCAGCACAUCGUGCGAGUGGAAGUCAAGUCUCUUAGGGACACUCGGCAGCUCAUUGAGAAAGUCGGCUUGAAGGAGGCAGAGAACUUCAUUAAGGACAACCCACACCCACAGUUAUGGUUGCUAUUAGCUGAAGCAGCAUUAAAAAAUUUAGAAACUGAGUCAGCUUUGGAGACGGCGGAGGCGGCCUUCGUACGGCGUAACGACUACGCGGGAAUUAGAUUCGUCUCGCGACUAAACGCGCUGCAUUCGAACGCGCUGAAGAAGGCAGAAAUACUUGCCUACUUUAAAGACUUCGAUGCAGCUGAAAAGAUAUACCAUGAUGAAGAUAGACGGGACUUGGCCAUAGCGCUCCGGAAACGCCUCGGGCACUGGUUCCGCGUGGUGGAGCUGCUCAAGCAAUCCGCGAGCACCACGGACGCGCAAGUCAAGCAGGCCUACAGCAACAUCGGCGACUACUAUAUAGACCGACAGAAUUGGGCCGGAGCUCUCGAGUAUUACACGAUGUCCAAUAACACGGAGGGGUUGAAGAAGUGUCACAUGGCGCUCGAGGACAACGAAGCCCUGUCGAAGCUGUUCACUGGCUCGCCUAGGCAACCUAAGGAUGCACCCAUGAAAACGAACAUUGACGAGAUGAGUGACAUCAUCAAUGAAACACCUUCCAUUCAAGGAAUUAUGCAGCUAAAGGAGACGGGUCGUAUGUUACAAGCUGCGACCAUGGCAUUUCAGCUUGCUAACAUUGAGGCAUCAAAGUGCGUGUCUCCAUCGCGCAUAAAGAAAUUAUACAUCCUAGCCGGACACCUGUACACUCAGAACUCUGUGGACGGAGCUAUGGGGCGGGAGGCCACACGCAGCUUCCGGCUGGGCGCCGCGCAGCACUGGCUGGCGAUGGCGGCGGAGCGCGCGCUCGCCCGCCCGCCGCGCGCCGACGCCGCGUUGCGCGCGGCCGGCCGCGUGUGCGCCGUCGUCGACGACUUGCAUCCCAAGCAGCACCUACAGGUAUGGUGCACAAUAGCAUCGAUAGCUGUGGAAGCGAGAGCGUUUGAAUUAUGUUCGAAGGCAUUCAUUAAACUCGAAGCUAUCGAUCCCGACAACUUUGAAAAGUUGGCAAUUGAAAUUUUUACCAGAUGUAAACCUAAGGAUGUAAAGGGAAAUAAAAUCGACUGUCCAAAUUGUAACGCCGCCAUACCCGAAUGGAAAGCAGUUUGCCCCAGCUGCGACACCGUGUUCCCGGGCUGCGCGGUGUCGGGGCGCGCGCUGGCGGCGCCGCGCGCCGUGUGGACGUGCGCCGCGUGCGCCGCGCGCGCGCAGCAGCACGACCUCGUGCUGCGGCACUCCUGCCCCAUGUGCCACGCACCGCUUUAAGGCCAAACGAACGAAUGACGUACGCAAGGACAAGUUUCCAGAAAAGUAGUGUUCUGGUUGUUCCCGGGCUCGUGCUGCGGCACUCCUGCCCCAUUUGUGCCAUCACGCACCGCAUAAGGCCAAGCGAACGUGUGACGCACAAAAGCAUGUUUCCAGGAAAGUUGUGUGCCCCAGGUGCGACAUCGAGUUCCCGGGCUGCGCGUUGUCGGGACACGCACUAUAGGCGCCACUCCUGCCCCAUGUACCAUACGCCGCUGUAAGGCAGUCUUCAGUUUGGGACAUCGCUAUAGGAACCGUGGGCGUUGGAGGGUCGGCCAUCUUGCGACCUGAAUCUGAAACAUAAACACUUCAUGCUAAAGCGAGUGCUGCCCUCUACAGUUCACGUACUUUUUCUGUUCUGCCAUCUUGUGGGCUACAUUGGAAGCUUAAACUUGGCAUUUACCUGAUCUAAACUGCAAAACGUAAUUCAAGACCAAAAAAAGUAAGACAAUGUUGGCACUGCAAUAAUUUGUUUGUAAAAUAGUAAAUUCCUUUUCAUAAAUAAUCACGCUAAGAUAAUUUAUUUAUAAGUAAUUUUACUCCUACGAUUUAAAAAAGUACUUUUAUUUACUUAUUUUUACAUAACAAGACGCGCUAGUAAAAAGUGGCAACAUUUUCUUACUUUUUUUGGUCUUGAAUUACGUUUUAUCACUGUGAUAAUUUGAUAUAAGAGAUGUAGUAACCGACUAUCCACGCUGAGUGAUUGACGAUUCACACUGGAGGCUAAUAAUAGUAGCUUAUUUUUUAACAGAAAACAUUUAUCCGUGUAGAAAAAAUCUCCUUAUUGCUACUCUCUAAUCGCCGCUGGUCGAGCAUCUGUAUGAAACAAAAAUUACUUCAAGCUACUUAUAAGCUAGAACAAAGAAUGGAUCACCCGCAAUCCAGGAUGGCGGCUCACUUUAUUUUUUUUAGAAUAACAUCACUUCACAAACCUUUUACGCACAUUGGAAUACAAUACAUAGCUGUUUUUCAGUAAUUACUGAUUUUAUUACUUAGAUACCUAGGUAUGUCUGUGUUGAAGAGGUUUUAUCACGCACGCAAUUAGCACGCAAGGUUUAGCUGUUAGUGCUGAUUGAAAGGAAAAGAUAAAAUGAAUUAAAAUUAAAACAUAAUACUGGGUUAAUUUAUGCCGUCCAUAUAAACACUUUUGUGAUGAUUAAUCCGUCCUUAGUAUACAAUUAGGCAGAUAGGGUAGGUACGAAGGAUUCGUUGUGUAUACAUUAAGAUAAGUAUUUAAGUAUAUAGGUAGGUAGGUAGGCUUAUUUGUUAUUGGGGUUCGAAUCCCUGAAAUACUCGAGUUUUUAGGGUGGAAUCACAUCUCUCAGCAUCGAGCCGCAUUUUAUAUACCUUCAUGAGAAAUCGCCCGUUAGUAUGAAGACGCGUACCUACGCAUCGGAAACCUGGAAGCAUGCGACUGCAUUUUCAUACUUUAAGAGCGAUUUCGCAUAUACUAUAAAAUGCGGCUCUGUGCUGACAGAUGUGAUUCCACCCUUAGUCUCCUAAAAUCCGCAAUUUGUCCGAAUAAAAAGUAAUUUAAAAUGAAAUAAUAUUUCCUUGUUUUAAAUCACUUUAUUGAUGGUUUUCAAAAGAUGUGUUUGACAUUGUGUUAUUGUGGGUACAGUAACUAGUUGAAUAUGAUGUGACUAGAAAAUUACUGUUGUCUUAGUCUUAUAAAUAACUGUUCUCUAAAUGCAAUGUUUUUAAAUAAUAAAGGUGUUUAAACUGUAUGUGAAUA
Cydia splendana is the source of this 5185-nucleotide messenger RNA. It is a transcript of the gene Oseg4, whose product is annotated as WD repeat-containing protein 35. Gene Ontology annotation, molecular function: protein binding. Gene Ontology annotation, biological process: intraciliary retrograde transport; protein localization to cilium; non-motile cilium assembly. The record is from RefSeq and is a predicted model, not a curated record. The transcript is spliced from 22 exons. NCBI's taxonomy places the organism in Eukaryota, Metazoa, Arthropoda, Insecta, Lepidoptera, Tortricidae. Gene Ontology annotation, cellular component: intraciliary transport particle A; non-motile cilium. Bases 295 to 3411 code for a protein of 1038 amino acids.